AUGAUCGGUGCUACGAGGCGCUGGUUCCGGCGCAAUCGCAAACCCCUCGCCAUCGGAGCUGGCGUCAUCGGUGCAGGCUACUUAGCCGGUCAGUAUGUCUUAUCCAAAAUCUCGGAAGCUCGAGAACGGAUGAGCAGUGAUCGCAUCGCCCGAGAAAAUUUACGGAGACGUUUCGAACAAAACCAGACCGACUGCACCUACACCGUCCUGGCCCUCCUCCCGACCGCGGCGGAAGAUAUCCUGGAAGCUCUCCCCGUGGAGGAAUUGACCAAGGAGCUCCAGAAGAAGCGGGCCGAGCGCCUGGCUCGGCUCAAUGCCGCUGAAGGCACGGGGUCGGACAUGACCUCUCUCGCGCCCAGUCUCACCGAAGAGGAUCGUCGCAGCUUGUCCAGCUUCCAGAGCGAAGGCUUCGUUCGCACGAGCCAAUUGACGGAGGCUCCGGGGGAGAACGAUGCUGAGUCGCGGCCCAAGAAAAACAAGACGCAGUUGUGGAACGAAGUCAAGAUCACUUCGAUUACGCGGUCAUUUACCCUGAUCUACACUCUGUCUCUCCUCACCAUCUUCACCCGGAUCCAGCUCAACCUGCUCGGUCGCCGAAACUACCUCUCCAGUGUCAUUUCCUUGGCCACGCCGGCAGAUGCGUCGACAAUUCGUCUGGAGGAUCAUGAUGACGACGAUCUGACGCAAACCUUGGGCAAUGAUUUCGAAACCAACCGACGAUACCUUGCGUUCAGCUGGUGGCUGCUCCACUGCGGCUGGAAGAACCUGAUGAAGGAGGUGCAGGCGGCCGUGGAGGAGACCUUUGGACCGCUCAACCCGCGAGAGGAUAUCUCUCUGGGAAGGUUGUCCGACCUGACACUGGAGGUUCGGAAACGGGUCGAAGGCGCUACGGAGGAGGACCGCAAACACCGCAAGUGGUUGUCCUAUUUGCUGCCUCCUCGGGAGGAGGAGGACAAGCUCUUGGAGGAGUCCGGAGUUCUGGGGGUGACGGAGCCCUCGACCUCCCAGACCGCCACGACGCUGCGCCAUCUGCUGGACGAAACGGCCGACCUGAUCGAUUCGCCGACUUUCACCCGCAUCAUGAUGCUGCUGAACAAUGAAUGCUUUGAGACCCUGAUCCAGCAGUGCACGGCCGACGCGUUCAAAGCCUCGCCGAUGCGCGCUCCGGAGACGGACCCCCAGUCCUUCUCCUCGGUCGCGACGGUGGUUCCGGGCGCUGAUGGCUCCGAGCCCAAGACCAAGCUGGCGAAUGUGUUGGCCGUGAUGGCUCGUCAGGCCCACGUGAUCGGGAACGGUACGAACCCGCCGAAUUUGUAUGUGACAGCGAUGGACCAGGGAGUGCGGGAAUUGGAGGCGUUUGCGGCCGUCAUGUACAGCUCGAAUUUUGAUGUUGAGUUGCUAGGCGCGGGAGCGAAGACGGAGGCUUUGGACGCGGAGGCGGCCGGUUCCGACACGGUGAUUAUCGAGAAAGAGGACAUUGAUGAGCCCGCCCCGACGACUGGAAAUGAGUCUUCUGCAUUUGAGAAGGCAUGGGGAAAGGCCGUGGAAGAGCAACCGGCGAGUGGGAGUGCGGCAUAG
Aspergillus terreus NIH2624 is the source of this 1578-nucleotide messenger RNA. Its product is annotated as peroxisomal biogenesis factor 3. Gene Ontology annotation, molecular function: protein-macromolecule adaptor activity. The transcript has 4 exons. Lineage: Eukaryota; Fungi; Ascomycota; Eurotiomycetes; Eurotiales; Aspergillaceae. Gene Ontology annotation, cellular component: peroxisomal membrane. The record is from RefSeq and is a predicted model, not a curated record. Bases 1 to 1578 code for a protein of 525 amino acids. Gene Ontology annotation, biological process: protein import into peroxisome membrane.